Amaranthus tricolor (Joseph's coat) is the source of this 4139-nucleotide messenger RNA. RefSeq names its product protein CHROMATIN REMODELING 35-like. Gene Ontology annotation, biological process: gene silencing by siRNA-directed DNA methylation. Bases 1005 to 3734 code for a protein of 909 amino acids. The transcript has 6 exons. NCBI's taxonomy places the organism in Eukaryota, Viridiplantae, Streptophyta, Magnoliopsida, Caryophyllales, Amaranthaceae. Gene Ontology annotation, molecular function: ATP-dependent chromatin remodeler activity; ATP binding. The record is from RefSeq and is a predicted model, not a curated record.
UAGAAAUAAAAAAGAAAAAAAUUGGCAGAUUUAGAAAUAAAAAUAAAAAAUUGGCAGAUUUAGAAAUAAAAAGAAAAAAAAUAAUCUGCGAAAAGAGGGGAUAAAAAAAAAGGAAGCUAAGACUUAAUGCGAUAAACCAGCAGUAAGUGAUGCAAGUUCUACUAUGAAACUCACGAAUACGGAAUAGUAAUUCGUAAUACCCAACCAACUCACUUCACUACAUUUAUUUUCCCUUUCUCUCUCUUCUUCUCUCUCUUCUUCUCUCUCUCUCCUCUCCCUGUGCCGGAUGAUGAAGUUCCAUUGUAUCAAGGACGGAUGAACAAGGAACACAAUCGAUCUGGAGAUUUGUUCGUUAAGUUUGUAAUUUAUCUUCUAUAUAAUUUCAUCAGAUACAGCAUUUUAAUUUCGAUAAUGCUGCCUUUUUAUUAAACAAAUUAGGUUCGUAAUCCAUAUUCUUCUCUUCAGAAUUUAUUUGUCUCUAAUUUUAUAAUUUUUCUUAAUUAAUUUGUCUCAGAUUAAUUUAUUGGAUAUUCUGGGUUGAUAUUCACUGCUUCUGGCUUCUGAACACCACCGUGUACUACCGCACGGGGUCGUGUCGAGUGGAAUCAAUCUCGCGUCCGUAUUUGUGUCUUUCUGUACGGCGGCCGUUGUAGAAAUUAUCCAGAUAAAAUACCUGAAAUAACAUUUUAGGAUUAAGCUUAAUGUAUCAUGUAUUUGGCUUAGCGGUUGAAGGCUAAUAUAAUCAAAUACACUCGUGUACAUUGACCCACUAAUACAUUUGCCCCUCAUUUUAUUAACUCAAACAUUGUAAAAAAUUGAAAAUUUGCGAAUUUUCCCCCACAAUUCUCAAUCUUCCUUUCACUGUUCACCAAAACCAUUAACGGGCAGAAGAUAGCCCCAUAAAAAAACCAAGAAUACUCAUUACAACCUCAAACAAUUUACAGCUAUAACAUUUGGUACAGAUUAAUCAAUUCAAUCAAAAUUUCAGAGAUACCAUCCACACAAUGAAUCUCAGUUUCACACUUGCUCCUGAUGGAGUUGAUGAAACAGGAGAAAAUCUUGAUGAUGAUAGAACUCUUCAGCAUAGCUUAUCAGUAGGGAUUAGUCACACUAAUGGCAGUAUCUUCACACCUUUUCAACCAAAUUUCGAGUUUCCUAAUGAUGGAACGGUAUACCAAAGGAGCACAUACUCUAAUUUCUUUGAUGCAAUGGAUGAAUCAGUCAAUUCAGGCCCAACAUCCAUCCAAACAACAGGAGAUGGCAGUUCAUCGGAGAAUGAAAACACUGCAAAUUCAGUUCUAAGCACAUCAAAUGCAACAAACACAACAGAGAAAGUAGUGAGGGUAAAGAGUAGGAAAAGGAGGGAUCUCAAGGAAGAUGAAAUGACACAGUUAGCAUUUGAAUUAAUCGACAAAGAGACUAAUCUCAAGUUACCACAUGGUUACAUUAAGGAUGUGGCAGAGCAGUUUGGUAUAUCCAGAUGGACAGUGGAAAGAGUGUGGAAAAAAGUAAGGAUAACUAUACAAAAUAAUGAAAAGUUGAAUUUAAAGAAGCAAUACAAAGGAAGCAAAGGGUUUGUCAGAAUUUCCAGAGAGGUGGGAUUGGGAAUUAAUCAUAUCUCCAGUGAUGUGGAAUUGGGAACAGAUGAAAUUUCUACCAAAGCCAGUAAGGGAAUCUACUUAGGGGUUGAGGAGGAUACAGCAACUUUAGCUGAACCUGAAAUUAAUGAUGAAGAUGAGAAUCUUGCCGACAUAUGGAAGGAGAUGGAAUAUGCAAUGGAAUCUUGCAGGGAAAUCGCUGAGAAUGAUACUUCUGAUGGAGAUGAAAGGGAGGAUGAUGAUGACUGUGACCAUUCUUGUGUCUUGAAGGAUGAUAUUGGUUAUGUUUGCCGUGUUUGUGGACUAGUGCAAAAGGAAAUCCAAGAUAUAUAUGAAUUCAUUUACCCAAAGCAAACAAGGUUUAAACCUAGUUACCAAAAGGAAACUCAGAACAAUAAAGACGACAGCAAUCCUGCUGACGCUCUUCCUGAUUGGUAUAAGCUCUUGAGGAUGAAUCUAGAUGUGACUGAAGUUUUAGCCCACUCGGAUCACAUAAAACAAAUGAAGCCUCAUCAAAUAGAAGGUUUCACAUUUCUGCUAAAAAAUGUGGUAACUGAGAAUCCACAUGGUUGUAUUUUGGCCCAUGCACCUGGCUCAGGAAAAACCUUCAUGAUCAUAUGUUUCUUGCAAAGCUAUCUUGCCAAGUAUCCUUCUGCGAGACCACUAGUUAUCCUCCCAAAGGGAAUAGUGGGCACGUGGAAGAAAGAAUUUCAAAGGUGGAAACUUAAUGACAUUCCACUAUACGAUUUCUAUUCAAUGAAGGCGACCAAUCGUCCCCAGCAGCUGAAUGUCCUAAAGCAAUGGGCAGAGCAGAAAAGUAUUCUCUUUAUAGGGUAUCAGCAGUUCUCUUCUAUUGUGACUUGUGAUACUACUAGCAAAGAGAAGGCUGCCUGUAGAGAGAUACUGGUGAGAGCUCCAACAGUUCUGAUAUUGGACGAGGGACACACUCCGAGGAAUAAAAACAGUGACAUGCUGCACUCGCUUACCCAAGUUCAGACACCUCGAAAAGUUGUGCUUUCAGGCACCCUUUAUCAGAAUCAUGUCCGAGAAGUAUUCAACAUUUUAAACCUUGUUCAGCCUAGAUUUCUCAAGUUAGAGCGUAAUUGUGCAAUUGUUAGGCGUAUUUUAAGCAAAGUUGAGAUUUCUGGGGUCAGAAAACAGUUGACAGCAGGAGCAGGGGAUGCAGCUUUUUAUGACUUGGUGGAGAACACACUGAUCAAUGAUGAAAAUGAGCAAAGGAAAGUUGGGAUUAUUAAAGAUUUGCGUGAGAUGACAAGCCAUGUUCUUCAUUAUUACAAAGGGGACUCCUUUGAUGAGUUGCCGGGAUUGAUAGACUUUACUGUCGUCUUGAAUCUUAGCCCUAAGCAAAGGGCUGAAGUUGAUGAGAUGAAGAAAUUGAAGGAAAGUAAGUUCAAAUGUAGCUUUUUGGGGAUGGCAAUAUAUGUGCAUCCCAUGCUGAAAGGAUUGUCGGUAGGUAGUGAUGAAAGCAAACAUCGAAGUGAUGAGAAAAUGGAUCAAAUAGUCAAGAAACUGAAUGUUACAGAAGGGGUGAAAGCCACAUUCUUCCUCAGUGUGUUACGUUUAUGUGAAAUUGCUAAUGAGAAGUUGCUAGUUUUCAGUCAGUAUCUGCUGCCAUUAAAGUUCUUAGAGAGAUUAGCAGUGCAUGUGAAAGGUUGGACAGUCGGAAAGGAGAUAUUCAUGAUAACGGGUGACUCAACUACAGAACACCGUGAAUGGUCCAUGGAACAGUUUAACAGCUCACCUAAUUCACGGGUGUUUUUUGGAUCGAUUAAAGCGUGUGGGGAAGGAAUAUCACUAACUGGGGCAUCUCGUAUAUUGAUGCUUGAUGUUCAUUUGAAUCCUUCUGUCACUUGGCAAGCUGUAUGCCGUGCAUUUAGGCCUGGACAACAGAAAAAAGUUUUUACUUAUAGGUUGGUUGCAGCUGAUUCACCUGAAGAGGAGGACCACACAACUUGCUAUAAAAAAGAGAUAAUUGCUAAAAUGUGGUUUGAAUGGGAUGAUUUUUCCAAGAAGAAGGAUUUAGAACUCAAGUGCAUAGAUUUGGAGGAUUGUGAUGAUAUUUUUUUGCAGAGCCCAUUGAUUUGUAAAGACAUUAAAGCUUUGUACAAAAGGUAAUCCAAAUUAGCAAGCUUACAUGUUUAGGAGAACUUGUCGCAAGGAACAUCUAUAACCGCAUCUGCGCUACGUUUCGCUGCACCUUAACAAGCUGCUAUUCUUGAUAAUAUAUAGCUUUUGUCAAGAAGAUAUACAUACAAAACUUAUAGAGCAACUUCUACAUGCAAUGCUUGAAUAGUUCAAGAGAUUAUCUUGAGUUUGAUGAUGGCUUACUAGAUUUGCUUUCUUUCAAUGGCUAAUUGAACAGAAUAUGUAAUUAUUAGAUAGAAGUAACUUAGAAUUUCUCUAAAUUUUGUUAUGAUAUUUUAUUUAUUAGAGUCUUUUUGAAAUAAAAUUCCAAUAUUGUUAAAGGUUUGACAAGCAACAAGACCGUUCAUUCCAACUAAUUGUUGAUCUCAACAUCUA